UCCACUGAUUGCUUCACAAAGUGCACAGCUUCAUCACACUGACAGCUCUAAGAGAUAUCAACUCUCUCUCCAGGGGAUAAAACCUGCUCAAAACUAAUUGUUCCAACGAGCAUGUCCAGAGCCAGGCUGUGGACACACUUUGAAGGCAACUCAGCUACCUUUACCAGGACACAGUGUGUAUGACACCUCCAAGAAGGUAUAUGGCCCCUUUCACCCCUACACUAGCAGCCACCUAAUUCUGGGAUGACACUUGUGGAUCAACUCGUCGCUGGAUACAUAGUAGCUAAGGAAUAGACUUUGUUUUCUGUGUUCUAAGAUCCGUCGAUAAAGAGGGAGAGCUGCUGGGGUCCCACCUGAAGCUCUGGAUGAACGAUGCUUGGAUCUAGCUGUGGACUGUAGAAGACUCCUGUGGUCAUUUUCCAAACAUGAUGUCCCAGUGGAUUAUGCUGCUAAUCGCAGUAGCUGUUGACUUGUUAUUUGCUGAUUCUCUUGCCUCAAGCGAUUGUUUACAAGCGGAGAAGCUUUGCCUGGAGGACGAGCCGUGUAAUUCCAGUUACCAUGAUUUGAAGCACUGUUCACAUGUCAGUACAGCCGAACCAGUCAAUAAAACCCGAUGUCUUCAAGCAGAGGUGGCCCUGAAACAGUACCCCUUGGUGGGCUGCAAGUGCAAGCGCCGCAUGAAGAGAGAAGAGCACUGCUUGAACGUGUACUGGGCAGUAAACUCAGUUAAUGUACAAGGUUUCCGAGAUUUAGGGGAUUCUCCUUAUGAUGACAUUGAUGUUGAUAUGACUACCGAAUACCUUGACAUGGAAAAAUUGCUUACCGCUCAGGAAAAGAAGAUUGAAUCUACAAACGACUGUGUGCAUCAAACUAACACGUGUAGUUUUAAUGAAAAAUGCAGCAAACACAAGAACGCUUAUGUACUACAGUGCAGAGCAACAAACUACGGGGAAAUCUGUGAGCGGCGGAAAUGUCACCAGUUGCUGCGUCAGUUUUUCAAAAAAAUUCCAGUGGAGUUUACAAAACGAAUGCUUUUUUGCCAAUGUACCGAUAACAAGUGUGGAGAACGCAGACGCAAAACUAUAGUACCGGAGUGUUCUUUCGAGGAGGCCUCCAAACCAAACUGCCUACAGCUACAUUACUCCUGUAUCAACGACAAUCUUUGCAAAUCACGUUUGGCAGAUUUCCAGAAACAUUGCCACCCAUUUGAUAAAAGGACAACAAGCUGCCCGAGUGAUGAUUUGUGCUUACAAGCUUACAUAAGGAUGAUUGGUACCAUAAUGACCCCAAAUUUUAUCACCAACUCAAGCAUGGCUUUGUCUCUUUGGUGUACUUGUGAAAGCAGUGGGAACCAGAAUGAUGACUGCAAGGCAAUCCACGGAAUGUUCGCGGGCAGCACGUGUCUCAGAAAUUUGAUCAAGUCUGAGUUUGGAGGAAAUAUUGAAUUGGAUACAACGUUGACAAUUUCCAGGAUUGAACAUACAGACGAUACAAAUUUCUCAGCCCUCUCUAGAACUAAUAAGGUUGGUGAAAAGAAUCAGCUGCCAAAUAACUCCGGGAAUCAAGAGAGAGACAUUGCUAACCAAUCCAGUGGUACCGGGACCAGCGUAUCAUUCUCAGCUUUGGCUUUAACACUCUUCAGUUCCGCAUCGCUUUGGAUCUUAGAUAUGGUUUUCUUCAUUUAAGCCAGAAGUUUAGAGUGCCUACCCUGAAAUGCCACUAUCACACACAAUUCACAGAUUUAUGGUUCCAUCUGGUUAACAGGAAACUGUACAUUUAAUUCAAUAGGCCCACUGCACUGUAUGUACAAAUGUAUUCCUAAGACUUGGAGAGACUGACUGCAAGGCCAAAGAGAAGAUACAUGGAUAUUCGGAAAAAUUGGACUAUGAUAUCAUACAUGGUUAGAUGUCGAUAUGGAUUUUUUCCUAAGCUUUCGGAAUAUGAGACUAUAUUUCUGUGCAGUGGGUUUGCAGACUGAACUUAAUAUACGGGAGUUAGGAUGUAGCUAUUGGUGAGUUACAUAAGAGAUAAACAGAUAUAUUUUGGAGAUAAAUGUGUCAUUCCAUUCAAUGGACUAAGGUCAUGGUGAGUUAAUAUGCCAAACAUCAGAAAAUGCUCACUUAUUUCUUCUUAGCCAAACUCGGAUGGCUGUUUGAUGCCAAAUUUGGAGACAGUAGUACAUAUAAUGUCUGCUGUAAAAGCACUGUUGCUAACAAGAUCAUGCUUUAACAUUGUAUCUGUUCAUAGCAAC
Messenger RNA from Pelobates fuscus (common spadefoot toad), 2251 nucleotides. It is a transcript of the gene GFRA3, whose product is annotated as GDNF family receptor alpha 3. The coding region runs from base 426 to 1685 and encodes 419 amino acids. Gene Ontology annotation, molecular function: signaling receptor activity. Gene Ontology annotation, cellular component: external side of plasma membrane; signaling receptor complex. Lineage: Eukaryota; Metazoa; Chordata; Amphibia; Anura; Pelobatidae. The transcript has 8 exons. The record is from RefSeq and is a predicted model, not a curated record. Gene Ontology annotation, biological process: nervous system development.